This is a messenger RNA of Myotis lucifugus (little brown bat), 2821 nucleotides long. RefSeq names its product solute carrier family 44 member 4 (gene SLC44A4). Gene Ontology annotation, cellular component: plasma membrane. The record is from RefSeq and is a predicted model, not a curated record. Lineage: Eukaryota; Metazoa; Chordata; Mammalia; Chiroptera; Vespertilionidae. Gene Ontology annotation, biological process: thiamine pyrophosphate transmembrane transport; choline transport. The transcript is spliced from 19 exons. Gene Ontology annotation, molecular function: thiamine pyrophosphate transmembrane transporter activity. Bases 284 to 2716 code for a protein of 810 amino acids.
GGCAAAUGACCGCCUUGGCUGGAGGGCAUGGGUGGAGGUGGUUUGCAGGGUUACAGGGAUUCUUGGAGCAUUCCAGGUCCCUCGGGUCACGGGCCCUGGCCCUGGCCCUGGCCCUGGCUGGGCCUUCCCGCCUCGCCCUCCUCCCUUUGCACUUUGAGGAGGAACUAGAGUGUGUCGGGGACCACAGGCGGAGGUGGGGCUGUGACGUGGGAGGGCGGGGCAGCGGCAGGUGAGUUGCCAGGUCUCCCGGCUCCAAUCACUCCUCACUCCGGAGACACUGAACAUGGGGGGGAAAGCCGGCUGGGGAGGAGGCCUACGGGAAGCCAGUCAAACACGACCCUUCCUUCCGAGGCCCCAUCAAGAGCAGGUGAGCGCUGGGAACUCGCUGGGGCAGGGGCCUUGCCUCUGCCGGGAACUUGCUGAAAAACUGGUGAGAAGCUUGUCCCCGGAGAGUGGGGCGCUGCCGUGGAGGGGCCGCGGCUCGGUGCCGUUCAGGAAACCAGCUGAGCAGGGCAGCUGUGUGUCCUGGUGGCUGCAGAGGAAGCUCGCCCACCAGAGGGCCGCCCAGGCCCAGCGCCCGCUCAGCAGGCCUUCCCGCAGGGGCUGCACCGAUGUCAUCUGCUGUGUCCUCUUCCUUCUCUUCCUCCUGGGCUACACCGCGCUGGGCAUCGUGGCGUGGGUGUAUGGAGACCCCCGGCAAGUCCUCUACCCCAGGAACUCCACCGGGGCCUACUGCGGCAUGGGGGCCAACAAAGACAAACCCUAUCUCCUGUACUUCAACAUCUUCAGCUGCGUCCUGGCCACCAACAUCAUCGCGGUCGCUGAGCACGGCCUGCAGUGUCCCACACCCCAGGUGUGUGUGUCCUCCUGUCCAGCGGCCCCCUGGGUCGUGAGUCAGGGUGAGCUCUCACUGACGGUCGGGGAGGUCUUCUACGCUGCAAACCGGACUGUCUGUCGGCCAGGGGUGCCCUGGGACAUGCCAGUACUCCAAAGCCUGGAACGAGACCUCUGCCCCAGCUUCCUCCUCCCCUCCACUCCAGCUCUGGGGCGCUGUGUUCCAUACCCCAAUAGUACACAGGUCGAGUUCCCAGGGAUCUCUGGCAACACCUCCAUCAACCAGGGGAUCAGGUGGGUACCGCCGUCUCUACAGCUCUGCCCCUCUGCCCUUCCAACCGCAGCCCGACCGACUCUGUCUCUCCCUAGUGGUCUUCUGGACAGCUUCAAUGCCCGCGACAUCAGCGUUAAGAUCUUUGAAGACUUAGCCCAGUCCUGGUACUGGAUUCUUGUUGCCCUGGGCGUGGCUCUGGUCCUGAGCCUGCUGUUUCUCCUGCUGCUUCGCCUGGUGGCCGGGCCCCUGGUGCUGGUCCUGAUCCUAGGGGUGCUGGGGGUGCUGGCAUAUGGCAUCUACCACUGCUGGAAGGAGUACCGGGUGCUACGGGACCGGGGUGCCUCCAUCACCCAGCUGGGCUUCACCACCAACCUCAGCGCCUACCGCAGUGUUCAGGAGACCUGGCUGGCGGCCCUGAUCGUGCUGGCUGUGCUUGAAGGCCUCCUGCUGCUCAUGCUCAUCUUCCUGCGGCAGCGGAUCCGCAUCGCCAUCGCCCUCCUGAAGGAGGCCAGCAAGGCCGUGGGACAGAUGAUGUCCACUAUGUUCUACCCGCUGGUCACCUUUGUCCUCCUGCUCAUCUGCAUUGCCUACUGGGCCAUGACUGCCCUGUACCUGGCCACCUCAGGACAACCUCAGUACGUCUUCUGGGCACCCAACGCCAGCUUCCCCAGCUGUGAGGCCGUGCCAGUGAACGCAUCGUGCGACCCCAUGGCUCAGCCCACGAACUCCUCGUGCCCCGGACUGAUGUGCGUCUUCCAGGGCUACUUGUCCACGGGCCUGGUGCAGCGAUCUCUCUUCAACUUGCAAAUCUACGGGGUCCUGGGGCUAUUCUGGACCCUCAACUGGGUCCUGGCUCUGGGCCAGUGUGUCCUGGCUGGGGCCUUUGCCUCCUUCUACUGGGCCUUCCACAAGCCCCGGGAUAUCCCCACCUUUCCCCUGGGCGCAGCCUUCCUCCGGACGCUGCGUUACCACAUCGGGUCGCUGGCCUUUGGGGCCCUCAUCCUGACCCUGGUGCAGAUAGCGCGGGUCAUCUUGGAGUACAUUGACCACAAGCUGAGAGUCGCCCAGAACCCCGUGGCCCGCUGCAUCAUGUGCUGCUUCAAGUGCUGCCUCUGGUGCCUGGAGAAGUUCAUCAAGUUCCUGAACCGCAACGCGUACAUCAUGAUCGCCAUCUACGGGAAGAAUUUCUGCGUCUCCGCCAGAGACGCCUUCAUGCUGCUCAUGCGGAACGUGGUCAGGGUGGUGGUCCUGGACAAGGUCACGGACCUGCUGCUGCUCUUCGGGAAGCUGCUGGUGGUGGGAGGUGUCGGGGUCCUGUCCUUCUUCCUCUUCACGGGUCGCCUGGGGCUGGGCCAAGACUUGGAGAGCCGCCCCCUCAACUACUACUGGCUGCCCAUCAUGAUCGCCGUCCUGGGGGCCCACUUCGUCGCCAGCGGCUUCUUCAGCGUCUUCGGCAUGUGCGUGGACACGCUCUUCCUCUGCUUCCUGGAAGACCUGGAGCGCAACGACGGCUCCGCGGCCCGGCCCUACUUCAUGUCCAAGGCGCUCCUGCAGAUUCUCGGCAAGAAGAACGCCGCGCCCCCGGGGGGCAAGGGGAAGAAGCCCUGAGCCGGCGCCGCCCCGCGCAGCCUCCCGGCCUCCCCUCCGCUCAGGCCCUGAUUUUGUAGUAAAAAGAUGCUAUUAAAGAUUGACACAUAUUUGUUUUCGCAAGAA